AUUGUAAAGAUAGGAAAAAUAAAUCCAUGCCGCUGCUUCCAAGUUGCAACGUCAUAGACCUUCCUGUUUACUGUUGUUAUUUGCGUAGGUCGUACACUGACCGCGUGUUCCAACUUUCAACAAUAAAAUUUAUAUUUUACAUUUUAUUUGCGACGCGCGUGUCUGACAUUUGUUAAUUUGUUAUUAAUCAUUAUUACAACUUACGAAUUGUGUGAUACAUUUCUUUAUUGUUUUUUUCUUUUUUAAUUUUUAUAUUAUUAUAAAUAUUAUUAUGGCCGAUGCUGAUGUUGAGAGCUUGGGACCUGGAACAAUAUAUUGAUGUUUUUCAAAAUGAAGGCAAAGACAUUACUUGUUUGAACAUUUUAACUGAAGAUAUGAUGAAAGAACUUGUUCCUAAAAUCGGUCAUAGAGCAAAACUUAAAGCAAAUGUAGAUGAAUGGAGAAAAGUACUAGAUUUAACCAAUGAUACUCAAACUACAUUUAUGAUGGACAUAUCUUCUCCUUUGAAUCUUGAUGUUGAAUCACCAACUACUUUAUCAUUAGGAAGUGAUACAGGUUUUAUAUUAAGUCCAUCAGACUCAGAUAUUUCCAUCACACCUCUUGACUCUUCUGUUAAUCAAUAGAUACUAAGACAAACAUCUAAUUCAUCUAAUUCAAAUCAGAUAUAUGUUCAACACUCAAAUGUAGAUGUAACAUGUCAUUCUUCAAAAC
Messenger RNA from Sipha flava (yellow sugarcane aphid), 711 nucleotides. RefSeq lists its product as uncharacterized. The coding region runs from base 279 to 623 and encodes 114 amino acids. The record is from RefSeq and is a predicted model, not a curated record. The transcript has 3 exons. Gene Ontology annotation, molecular function: protein binding. Lineage: Eukaryota; Metazoa; Arthropoda; Insecta; Hemiptera; Aphididae.